UUGAUCAGUCACUGGUGCGCUCUCGCGGUGUGUGGUGGAACUACAUCAGUGUAGUGCUGAAUCAUAACCUAAAAACUUGCGUAUUUUCUUCGCAUUUUAAUUCUCUAUUUAGUCAGUUUAUUUUUGUUUAUUUGUCAACAAUAUUCAAUACACAGCUGAUUUGGUGGAAUUCGGUGGCGCUUGACAGUCACGAGUCGAACAUUUCUUCGGUUCAACACCAAUUCCCAUAUUUGUAGGAAGAAGAAAAAGAAGAGGUAAGGCACACCCGCGCCGUCUGCCACCUACGGUUUCAAGACAAUUAAGACUGAUAAGAACGGACAGUGAGUGGAUGCGAGGGUGGUGGUGGAGGAGGAGGAUGAGUAACUGAACUGGUGGGGGGGCGGCCUGGCGGCGGCGGGAGGGGAAAAGACAAACUCUCCCCCCCUCCCCCCUCCCCGCAAUGUCAGAGACGAUCAGCUGUUCUAGUGCAACAGAACCAGAGAGGUAGCUGCGGCGGCAGUAGACGCGCUGGCGGGAGGGUUCAGUCCUAUGUUUGUGCUUCCGCCGGGAUGAAGUUGCGGGAAAGAUUUGUGAUCGGUGCGUCCGUCUCGGUCGUCCUCUUCACCCUCGCGUUGGUCGUCGACCUCCAGCUGGACCUGGGGAUGAGCGGUCAGCACCUGGCACCCUCUCACGGUCGGCUCAGGUACGCGGCUAACCCCCAACAGUACGUGAUAGGGAAGUACCCCCCGAAGAAGGAAGAGACUGUCGGAGGGUCCACCCUCACCGAGCAAGAGUCAGUGGCCGUGCUAGAAGAACACGACGGGUUCGAGGAUCUGGAGGCCAUCCUGAGGAAGAAGGACUUAGAUGAUGCCAGCAAGGAAGUGAUCGGCAGGAAUCGCCAAGGAUGGGAGGAUGAGCAGAACAAACUGACCUUCAAGGAGGUUUACCACCUGGAGGCUAAGCCGAACCUGACUCUACUCCAGCAGUUCCACAUGGGGAUCGCCAAAAGACAGAUGUACUCCGAGGACGAUCCUUUGGUCAAUCUCUUGCUACAAGACAUGGCGACCCGGCCCAUCGUUCACGUCACCCAGAAGGAGGGAGGCACUCAAAUCAAGUUGGUCAUAGACUACAACAACACGGAGCAAGCGUUGUUCAAACCUAUGAGGUUCCCGCGCGAUCAGCAAACGCUGCCGAAUCACUUCUACUUCACAGACUACGAGAGACACACGGCCGAAAUCGCAGCCUUCCAUCUCGACAGGUUGUUAGGCUUCCGCCGAGCGAUGCCUGUGACUGGUCGCACCCUCAACAUGACCACGGAGAUAUACGAGAUAGCGGACGGUGAGCUGCUCAAGACGUUCUUCAUCUCGCCCUCCAACAACAUGUGUUUCCAUGGUCGGUGCUCCUACUACUGCGACACGAGCCAUGCAGUCUGUGGCAGCCCCGACACGCUGGAGGGCAGCUUCGCCGCCUUUUUGCCACCCAAGGAGGUCGCCCCGCGUAAAAUCUGGCGUCAUCCCUGGCGACGCAGUUACCACAAGCGGCGGAAAGCACAGUGGGAACAAGAGUCAGACUACUGUAACCUUGUGAAGGAAAUAGCCCCUUACGACUCAGGUCCGCGGCUUUAUGAUCUCAUGGACAUGGCUGUCUUCGACUUCCUGAUGGGCAACAUGGACCGCCAUCACUAUGAGACGUUUCGAGCCUUUGAUAACGAUACGUUCCCACUCCACCUGGAUCAUGGGCGAGGCUUCGGACGGGCCUACCACGACGAACUGAGUAUUCUGGCACCUAUCUUGCAGUGCUGUCUGAUACGGGACACCACACUGGCGACACUACUCAGGUUCCACAAUGGGCCAGUGCUCUUGAGUGAGGCGAUGAGAGCCUCGAUGGCCUCAGAUCCUGUGACUCCAGUUCUCUGGGAGCCUCAUCUCAUUGCCUUGGACCGCAGAGUCAAAAUCAUCCUGAAAGCGGUACGGGACUGUGUGGAGGCAGCACGAGAGAUGGCAAACGGUGCUGACGAAGACAGCCAACAGCCCGACUCUUAGCGAUCAUCCAGUUCUUGGGAGUCGGCCAGUUCCUAAGGAUCUGCUCUUGGAAUUUUAUCUUCAAUUGCUGGAAGUCUAUUCCUGAAAUCACUCAGUUUUGGAAUUUUACUUGGAACUGGUGUUGAAAUUUAUUGGACUGCUACAUAC
Messenger RNA from Homalodisca vitripennis (glassy-winged sharpshooter), 2168 nucleotides. RefSeq names its product extracellular serine/threonine protein CG31145. Gene Ontology annotation, molecular function: protein serine/threonine kinase activity. Gene Ontology annotation, cellular component: Golgi apparatus. The record is from RefSeq and is a predicted model, not a curated record. Lineage: Eukaryota; Metazoa; Arthropoda; Insecta; Hemiptera; Cicadellidae. Gene Ontology annotation, biological process: protein phosphorylation. The transcript has 10 exons. The coding region runs from base 549 to 2021 and encodes 490 amino acids.